Molecule: messenger RNA, 1155 nt
Organism: Chenopodium quinoa (quinoa)
Lineage: Eukaryota; Viridiplantae; Streptophyta; Magnoliopsida; Caryophyllales; Amaranthaceae
Product: methanol O-anthraniloyltransferase-like
Exons: 2
Coding region: 1-1155 (384 amino acids)
Molecular function (GO): acyltransferase activity, transferring groups other than amino-acyl groups
Source: RefSeq, a predicted model, not a curated record
AUGGAGAAGAUCAUCAAAAUAACAAGGCAAGAAGCAGUGGUAGUAGUGCUAGAAAAACCCUCAAGAAGAGAACUAAAAGAGCUAUCAGACAUAGAUGAUCAACAAGGCCUUCGAGUUCGACCUCAAGUGACCAUGGCUUUCAAAGCGAACCGAUCAAAAGUUGGGAAAGAUCCAGCGAAAGUGAUCAAGGAGGCUCUUGCAAAAGCCCUAAUGUACUACUACCCUUUCGCCGGUAGGCUAAGGGAAGGGCCAAAUAGGAAGUUGAUGGUUGAUUGUAACGACGAAGGUGUGUUGUUUAUUGAAGCAGACGCCAAUGUUGGUUUGGAGGAGAUUCGAACUCGAAUUCUACCUCCAUGUCCUUUGUUGGAGGACUUCCUUUAUGAUAUCCCUGGCUCCAAGGGGAUUAUAGGUUUACCCUUAUUGCUAUUUCAAGCAGGAGAAAUAAAUCAUGAACACCAAUUUAAGGAUGGAGGCAACAUGGUCCGAGGAUGCUUCCACUUUGGUCCGAAACAAAUACGAGCAAUCCGCAACCUAUUUCCUCCCAACGUACAACACUCUAGCUCGACGUUUGAGCUACUAUGUGCAUUCAUGUGGAGAUGUCGUACGAUUGCCCUUCAACCCGAACCCGAUGAAAUCGUUAAGUUUUCGAUGUACAUAAGUAUACGAGGAAAACAAUUCACGCCUAUACCAACCGGUUACUAUGGUAAUGCCGUUGUUUGCCCUGCAGUAGCCACAAAAGCUAAGGAUUUGUUACGCGAAAAUUCAUGGACUUAUGCAUUACAAUUAGUAAAGGAAUCAAAAGAAAAAGCGAACGAGGAAUAUGUUAGAUCUAUGUUGGAUUAUACGGUUAGUAAUGGAAGGCCGGAUUAUACGGAGUAUUUGCAUUGGAUGACCACAAAUCAUGUGUAUGUAGGACUCGAAAAGGUUGAUUUCGGGUGGGGAACUCCGUUGUAUGCCGGAGUUCCUAGGCCACAUUUUGUGCAAAGUAUGUUUACACGGUUUGAGAAUGAUAGAGGAGAAAUGGUUAGGGCUGUGCUUAUGCUUUUGCCUUUACAAGCUAUGAGUAGGUUAAAGGAAGAGUUGCGAAAAAUCGUUGAUGAUCAACGUGAAAACUCACGUAUUAUACAAGCAAGUUAUGAGAUUGCUAGGCUUUAG